UACAUUGCAUUCUUCUUCAAUCCUCCUUUAAGCUUAAAAUCAAUACAUAUUGAAGGAAGUAUCAAAUUACAAGAUUAAAUUACAAAUUGCUGGAUUUUCAGUACAUUUCAUUUAACAGUAAUGUUAAAAUAUUAAGAUCAUUUUUACGCAUACAUGUAUUUGUGGAACGUAAAAUAUAUUCAUAACCAUGGAUGUUACAAAGUUGAAGAAAACUAAAUACAUAGAAAACAUUGAAGAGACUGUUUCUGAAAUGAAAGACCGUAAACAAUGUAAUUUGGAAGAACCGAUUGACAUUGAAUUCUAUGAAACAAUUACACCGAACAAAGAAAUAUAUGAAAACUUACGCAUUGUUCAACCAGUUUUGGACAAAACUAAUUCAGGACCGGGAGAAAAUUAUGAGUCACUUAAAAUAGGACCAAAGCAGGAACACAAGGUCAAGGCUGCACAAUAUGUCUGCAUGACUGAAUCAGAUACAAAGCAGAAAGCUGUGCUUCUUAUACUUUCGAUGACGGGUGUUAUCUUAAGCAGUGUUUCUUUAGUGAUCUCCUCUACUGCACAAGAGAGAGCCGAGGCAGUGGAUGGGACCUGGAGUGGCUGGUCAUUAUGGGAAGCCUGCUCAACUACAUGUGAUGUAGGAAUACAAAGACGCCAUCGCAACUGUUCUAAUCCUGUCCCAUUAGGAAAUGGACGUCAGUGCCUUGGCCUAGACAAUGAACAUAGAUUAUGCAUGUCUGGAUCGUGCACAAACGGAGGAUGGUCAGCUUGGGGUAGUUGGGGAAGUUGCAGUGCCUCAUGCAACGUUGGUCGUAAAACAAGAUUCAGAACUUGUACUAAUCCUAGGCCUUCUCUGUUCGGAGAUUUUUGCGAAGGGGAAAACACGCAAGUGGAGAUUUGUGGCAGGAACCCAUGCAAUGACGGAGGUUGGUCAGCUUGGAGAAGCUGGGGAAGUUGCAGUGCCUCAUGCAAUGUUGGUCUUAAAUCAAGAUUCAGAACUUGUACUAAUCCUAGGCCUUCUCUAUUUGGAGAUUUUUGCGAAGGGGAAAACACGCAAGUGGAGAUUUGUGGAAGGAACCCAUGCAAAGAAACUCGCGUUGCAUUUAAUGUAUAUCAGUCCUCUGCCAAAGGAACUACCGGAAGCCACACUGUAAUAUUUACUAGUAUAUUACUCAAUGAAGGGGAAGCUUACAAUCAAACAGAUGGAAUUUUUACUGCUCCAUUUAGUGGACUUUAUCAGUUCAACGGGCAAAUUUGUACAGUGGUAGGAGAGGAUGCAGACUACACCCUAACAAUUGAAGGAAAGUCUUUUGCAAGCGGAGAAUACAGAACACCAUCAGAAGCUUCUGAUGGUAAAUGUACAUCAUUCAGCGCCGUUGUGUCCGUGCUAAAAGACCAGAGAGUCUGGAUAACAAGUCAGCAUUUGUUUGCAAACGGCAACGAUUGGAAUUCCUUCUCGGGCAUCCUAAUUCACAAAACGUAAAAGGGAACUUUUUUUCAGGAAAGCCAGAGCUGAGCCAAAGAUAUCCAAAGAACAUCAUGUUUGACAGUAUUGGUUUACAGGGAAUGGACAAUUAACGGAGUACCGUUUAAACAAUCAAUGCAGUAAUUAGGAUAACAGCUAAAACUUCUGUAUGAUAAUUUUUGCAAAUUGAUUCGAAUGAUGCACACAAUGUUUCGUUUUUUCAUCGUCCGUAAACGCCACAUUUUACCACGACGCAGACGGUGUCAUAAAAACUGAUUAUAUCUCCUAGCCCACUAUUCGGUAAAAAUACUUUUUUUCUUUAACUGUAACACUUAAGUUAAAGUUUAUAAUUACUUUUCAUAACAUUAAUUAUUUGGUGUCUCCUUGGCCGAGUAUUUAAUGUCGCUGAGUUAGAGUCACUUGCGCCUCACCGUUUUGGUUUCGAAAACUCGCUUAAUGUGUAGAAUUCUUUGUUGGAGGGAAACUAUCUGUCUGGCUAGCGGAAGUUCCGUGAUUCUACUAAGGUGCCUGCUGUUGCCUACAAUUAUGUCCGAAUGGCCGCUUGGCGUCUUCAGCGGUCAUCAAAAGCUGGAAAUUCGCAAUAUUGCCUAAAAGUGUGUCGUUGUGACCUUAAACCAAAUAAAAAACAAACAGACUAAUCUUCAGCGUUUGACUCAUAAUAACAAUAUUACAAUACCAUAUACAUUAUACAUGUUGGCGGCAAUAUGAUAGGAAACAGAAUGGUUCUAAAUCGUCUUUAAGACAAAAUACCCUUUAUACUUUUAGUAGAUGGUCCAUUAACUGUGGGUAUAUAUGACUGCAUCAGUCCAUUGAUAAUUGCAAGUAUAUAGACUAUCGUUUUUAUGCCAAAAUCAGUUUGAUUCUGUAGAUACAAUGACCAGGUAACGCAUAAAUCCUGGAAAAGCUUGAAACAUGCUCAAUACAUAUUGGGCACGCAAGCUGUUAGUUCAGUUUUUGUACGAAGUCAAAUAUUUAGACUUUAUAAAAAGUGUGCUUUUUCUGCAAUAAAUUUGAAAGAGAAAAGCAAAACAUGGUUUGAACAAAUAUAAAAUCGCUACGGAUUGUGAUAUUCAUGUGUGGUACACAAGUGGGAGAAUUAUACCCAUCGAGUUUUCUAUAUUCAAAAUGUUUCGUAUUUACUACAAUUUUUAAAGGAAGAAUUUUUGAUUUUUGAAGCGUUUUAUGAAUGCGUAUAGGAUUUUGUUUCGUUAUCGACAAGACUCGAACAUUAUCGUAUAUUUCCAUCAAUUCUUAACGAACUUGCGUUCUCUUAACGGCGAACUCUGAUUUCUUCUCACCCGCUUAACUCUAAAACUUUUCGGGUUUUUAUAUAGAAAUUAAUACAGGCUCCAUAAUCUGAUUUUGAUUAUUGACAAUAGUCGAUUUUAAACUACUUAAAGAUUGGGAUAAAAAUUGAGUUGCAUAGAAUUUGGAGCUACCCGACGUUCAUUACACAAAUUUUCCAUAUUAUAUUAUAGCCAGCACUGAACUUUUAGCCUGACUGUACAUUGAAAUCCACAAAACCGAAUCCGAGCUUGAAAUUAAUUUUGACCUGUUUGAAGAUUGAAAUUCAAACUUACACCGAAAUUUACUAUUUAGGCGGCAUUAUUUUGGACUCGUCAGAAGAUCGAAAUUCAAAUUAAUAGAGCACCAAAUUGUGAAAAUGAUCUACAUAUUUUUAUAUUUCCAGCUAGCAUGAAUUUCUUAUCGGUGUCAGCUAGAUGACCAACAUUUUGAAAAUCCGAAAUUCAAAUGCCAAAUAAAAAUUCAGCUUGUUGGUGUAAAUAUCGCACCGGCACAAUUAUAGGUCAUAUGUGCCCCUCAGUGCAUUAUUUCAUCACGGACGGGUACCUGGGUAAAAACCACAGACCUUCCGUAAGCAAGCUGGAUGGCUGCUUCGCAUGAAAAAUUCAAAGCCCCUAGCAUGGAGAGGACUUCAAUAAGCCUACUGGCUUCCAGUCCAAUCCAGAAUUUAUGUAUGUAAAUAAUCAUUUGAAAUGUACAUAUUGGGAAAUAAAAUAUGUUUAAACCAAAGCCCCUAGUGAGGUUUGAACCCAGAUCGGUGAGGGGCAAGUAAAGUCGGCGACCAUAACCACGCUGCCAAGGAAGCCCCUCUUGCAAAUUUAAGAUAUAAUGUUCGAGCUUGCCUGAAAUUCUAGGUCAGAUUAUAUUUUUGUUUAGAUUUUCAAGCUGGCUUUAAACUUACUACUAGCUCGAUAUUCAAAUUUUGAAAUUUAAACUGGAAUUUCUAUAUUUGUGCUAGCUAGAAAUGCUGUUCUAGAUUUUAAAAUCUUUCAUUAGCUGCGAAAUUAAAUUCAAUGCAACAUCUUUGAAUUAGAUUGUUUUGAAGGUUCGAGCAGACUCAAAAUAUACCAGAAGCAAUUCAUUAAUCUUCUUGGAAAAGUUCGCGAUAUUCGAUAUUGUGCAACAUGCAGUACAGUGCUAGAUUUUUAACUCCUAAAUAUGUUCUUGAAGAGGCCCGAAAUUCAAUACUACAUCGAAAUUCACCCUUACUGAAUUUGAAGUUCAAUUUUCGAGCUGGCUAGACAUUCUAUACUAGUUCAAUAUUUGACGUUCAAUCUCCGAAGAGGCUGUUAACUUAAUAUCACGUCGAAAUUCAGCUUUUGAAAAAUAUGAAUUUGCGACCUUUGAGUUGGCUCAAAAUUAAAUGCUUUUAUUUAAAAUUAGACUUCUUGAAAAACAAUAAUUUCGAUCAAUGUAAGUUUGAUUAUCAAACAAACUGUUAUAAUAUCGAGCUCCUGAUCUUUUGAUAAUAGAAAAAUCAUUCCAGUCAUAGUAAUGUGCUUGUUGAGAAUAUCGUGAUAAACGUAUUUUGAUUAGUCCAUCAAUUCACUGUAAGGUUACGACUGGUUGACAAACUUAUUUUUGUUCAUCACCGUUCUCACUUAUCUCUGUAAGUAUUAUACAAAUUGAGCCAUUCAAAUUUGUUCAUUGCUUGCAUGUUUUUUUCUGUUGUUUUUUUUUUUUGUUUGUUUGUUGUUGUUGUUUCUGGCAAAUCGAUAGCUAAAUUGUUAUCGGCUUUGUGGUGACAUUUAUGGUGGGUCUUAUUUUCCAAUAUGUUUAUAUCUAUCUUUCUGAAAAAGUUAGAAAUAUAGAUUUUACUUCUAUGUAUAAAUUUAUACUUUUUAUUCAUAAUUCUAGAAGUUAGAUUUCUAAUUUGAUACAAUAGGACAAAUUUAAAACUUCAAUUUUCAAAUUAGUUUCUAAUUGUUGUAAACAUUCUUGUUCGUACGAUCAGCUGUGAACUUGUUUUCUUUUAAAAGCACACUUUCAUAAAACUCGUUUUGCAGAUCCCUAGCAACUAACUGAAUGGUAUAUAUGACUAUUUCAUGGACUGGGUGUCACUGUGUAAUAGUUUGUUUAUAUAAUAUUAACAAUAUUGAUAACAGUUCUAAAAAUACACUAGUGAGAGUGAUGCCCCUAUAAUUAUUCACAUCAUUUGGAUCAUCCUUUUUGGGCACAAUGACACCCUUGCAUACAGAUUCGGAAUACGCACCUGUAUCAAAAAAUAUGAUUAAACAGUUUACAUAACACUAGUGCUAAAAUGGUUUUGCAUUCAAUAAAUAUUUCAGGAAUAAGUUAAUCUAUUCCAGCACUUUUACCACUUUUAAGGUAAGAAAUAGCAAUAAUACAAAAAUUUAUGACAAGUCAUUUGGACAAUCCAUUGAAUCAUCUGUGUGACUGUGAACAUCCUACAAGAAAAUAUAAUGUUAAUAUUUAGCGAAAUACGGUUUAUGGCCUGCGUAUACUUUAUAAUAGAUAAUAUCAAAUAAUUGACUAUAUCGUUCAUGCUUGUUUUUUUUGUUUGUUUGUUUGUUUGUUUUUUUUUUUUUUUUUUUUUUUUUUUUUUUUUUCAUUUAAGGUUUGUUUGUCUUUAAUAAUGUUUCUAUUUUUUAAUUAGAAAUUAAUAUCGUCAAUUUGCCAUUGUUAGCUCGAGCUAUUGUUCUCGCCAUAGUAUCAGCGUCACACCUUGGUCAAAAUUUUGCAUGCAAGUACGUAUAGCUAUUACGUAUUACGUAUAUUAUCGGCGUAUUUUGGUUCAGUGAUUUUUCCUGGUGUUAUGGCCCUUUAUUAGUCAAACGUUAUGAUAUUUUGGCAUCUUCUCUUGCACUAUUGGGCAAAUUUCCACCAAACCUUACAGGAGUUGUCAAUAUCAAACAUUAAGUUAUACUUGUCACUGGCAUGUGUGGUUCAGUGAGUAUUAGCAGAGUUAUGGCAUUUGAUUUGUCAUAUUUUACUCUACUUUCUUUGAACAAUUUCACCUCACCUCACUAGUGAUUAGUGUGAAGCGUACUUGUGCAUAGUUACGUCAUGUUUUGAUUGAGUUAUUUUCAGCGGAGUCAUGACAUUCAAUUGAUCAAAUUCUUUGAUAUGUACUUCUUCUCCUAUACCACUGCUUGGAAAAUAAAUAAAUAUAAGUAUUCAUGUGGGUCUAAAGGUAUGCUUUUUUGGUAAUUUUAAAAUAAGAGUGAGAAUAAAUAUUUCCGAAUAAAAUAACAAAUAUGACACAAAAAGAUCCUGUGCUUAGAAUAAAACCAGUUAUCGCAAUGACAUGUAUUACACAUUGAUGGAUUAAGCAGUUACUAAAACACUGAAAUACAACGAUGUUGAUAAGUCGAUAUAACGAAACCACAAUGUUAAAAAAUCUAAAUUGCGACGAUGAAAGUACGAAAUGGGUUCGACUUUUCAUUCUCAUAGUUUCGUUAUUUCAACUUUUCAACAUCGUUGUAUUGUACUUUUGCUGUUUCGAACUCACAAUAUCCGGCAAUAUCCGGUUUCUAACACGGCACCGUAUUUCUUUUAUACAUGUGUAUUUCAAGUAUAUGUUGUAAAACUCGUGUAACUGGUACUUGAUGGUAUGUCGAUUCUUAUUAAUAUAAUUUAUUUAUAUUUCAAGUUUAUGUUGUAAAACUCCUGUAACUAAUACUUCAUAGAAGAAGAAGAAUGUCUGCAUAAAAUGUAUAAAACAUGGCAUCACAAUACAUUAUCCAUGAAAGCAGAAACAAACAUGUGAUAAUGAUAUAUGUCAACUACAUUAUAUAGAAAGGAGUGGAAUCUCUUAUCUCCAUUGUGUUCCUUUAAAUACAAAAUAGUUUGACAUAGGAAGACAAUUUUAAAUAAUACCACAGCAAUUGGAAAAAGUAUGGUGAACUAUUAAAUAAUAGACAUGGACUUUUUCAUGUAUCACAGAUUUUAGACAUCACUACAAUAUUUAAAUGAUAAAUUUAUCUAUAAUUUAAAACCAUUAUUAGAAAAUGAAACCUACUCCUUUAAAUAGGACUUAAAAUUAUCUAAAAAUACCACAGCAAUUUGAAAAAAGUAUGGUGCACUAUUAAAUACUACUCAUGGACAUAUCAUGUAUCAAAGAAUUUAGAUAAUCACUAAAAUAUUAAAAUGAUAAAUCUAUCUUUAAAUAAAAACAUGACUUGAAAAUGAACAAAAAUAAGAGAAGGAAAGUAUGUUGAUUCUAAUGAAACUAACUUGUUUCAAUGAUACUUCGUAUCAUAUUGAUACUAGAUAAUAGUUUUUACAUUAUGCUAAUGCUAAUAUUAUAAAGUAAUGUGACUUGAAAUUUUUAUUACGUUGAAUAUAUAUGAUUUGAACUUAUUAUACGGAUUUAUAUGCUAGUAUGACUUGUACAUACUGAAUUAAAUGCUUACGUGACUUGCACAAUGAUGAUGUUUAUCUAUUUUGUGAUGUUUCUAAUACAAAUAAAUAUUUUAACUAAAAUAUACGCCGUUUAAUUGUUCUUAUAAGCUAUCUGAGGUAAAAUGCUUGAGGAAGGAGGACAUAUCCAAUUUGAUGGCUGUAGAUAUACAAGAGUUGUCAUCAUUAUAUCGUUUCCAUUCAAAUUUUGGCCAGGGCGGUAUCUCACUGCUCCAUUUUGAAUCGUGGUGAGAGUUGUAUAUCAAGAUCAAUUAGAAUCCUGAUGAGUGCAGUAAGUGAAAGAUCAAUUAGGAUCCGGAUAAGAGAGAAUUGCGAAAGAUCAAUUAGACUCCUGAUGAGAGCUAAAUGUGAAAGGUCAAUUAGAAUAUCCUAAUUAGAGCGGAAUGUGAAAGAUUAAUCAGAAUCAUUAAAAGAAAAGUACUGGAAAGAUGUAUUAAUUAGAAUCAGGUGAGAGGGUUUUAUAUAUAACAGACCAGUUAGAAUCCUGGUGAGAGCGCUAUGUGACAUAUCAAUUUCAAUUCUGGGAGGAUCUUCGGGGUAACUAACUAGGCAAAAGUACAUUCCACAACAUCCUAAGCCUCCUGAGACCAUUUUUGUAGUGAACCUUUACCAUGUUAAUUAAAUGCCUUUAUUGUAUAGAAACAAAGCUUUCAAAACUAGGCUAGAUAAAACUACCGUUCGAGAUAAGCAAUGUUGAUGGAUAUACGACCUUUUCAUCAAUACUGCAGACGAACAUUCUCAACCAUCAGAGGUGUGUUAUAGUUCCGAGACCUCAGACAUGCGAGUAUAUACACUAAGUAUGGCAUGGCAGA
Messenger RNA from Mercenaria mercenaria, 7980 nucleotides. RefSeq lists its product as uncharacterized. Lineage: Eukaryota; Metazoa; Mollusca; Bivalvia; Venerida; Veneridae. The record is from RefSeq and is a predicted model, not a curated record. The transcript is spliced from 5 exons. Gene Ontology annotation, molecular function: protein binding. The coding region runs from base 188 to 1477 and encodes 429 amino acids.